Aspergillus brunneoviolaceus CBS 621.78 is the source of this 1233-nucleotide messenger RNA. RefSeq names its product fungal specific transcription factor domain-containing protein. The transcript is spliced from 2 exons. Lineage: Eukaryota; Fungi; Ascomycota; Eurotiomycetes; Eurotiales; Aspergillaceae. The record is from RefSeq and is a predicted model, not a curated record. Gene Ontology annotation, cellular component: nucleus. Gene Ontology annotation, biological process: positive regulation of transcription from RNA polymerase II promoter by galactose; DNA-templated transcription. Bases 1 to 1233 code for a protein of 410 amino acids. Gene Ontology annotation, molecular function: RNA polymerase II cis-regulatory region sequence-specific DNA binding; DNA-binding transcription factor activity, RNA polymerase II-specific; zinc ion binding.
AUGGCGUGGAGACUUGGAGGUGUUGCCGCCUCCUUAGCUUUAGAGCUCGGCCUACACCGACCGAUGACACUACAGAAAGCCUUUGGUGACGAGGGAGAGCAAGUAAAGGCGACAACAUUGAUGUGGAGUAUUUUUGUGCUGGACCAUGAAUGGAGCACGGCUCUAGGGCUUCCCCGUCACAUGGACGACGGGUCAUUGGUCCCUGCACAGCUACACCUCGUCAAGACGCAAUAUCUGAAUGCGAUGAUGUCCUACUGUGUCAUCAGUUCGAAGAUCGUGAAUGCAACUGCGGGUCUACCUGUGAAUCCAGACCUGUACGAGGAGGAACAAUUUCAAUUUAUUAAUUAUCAGAUCGACCGGUGGCAACAGUCUGCAAUCGCUAAACUCCAGUCUCUUUCCUCCCCAGUCCCUUCAGUCUCUUCAAACUCUGACAAAGCCUCCGAUUUCAUCCAAACGAUGCUGAGUUUGCGUGCCAAUCAGCUCCGAAUCCUCAUGCUUCGACCAUUGUUCUUCCAAGACAGCCCCGUCAAGCCCAGUCAGGCGCACAUCUCGCAGGCAAUCGACACUGCUGUAGAGACUAUCACCAUCCUGAAGCAGCUCGAUGGACAAACCGAUUUGUAUCGCCGGCUGCACGCUCUUUUCAGUCAAUUCAUCGCCUCCGCUGCAGCCUUGAUCUUACUCAGCAUCAUCUACACCUACAGCGGCCCCCUUGACAAUACGUCCAAGAUCGGGUUGUCAAGCUCCAUCACGCGCGUCGUUUGCGUCCCUCUCAAAAAUGUGCUGAAGCUAACCGACGCCUGCUCUGGACUAUCUCCAGCAUGCGCCCAGCUCCACUGCCGUCUGCAGCAUAUUCUCGGGAUCUUGGUUCGUCUUCAAUUCAUCUCGAUAGACGGCAUUUCUGCCGCGCCGACUGAGGGGCCCGUCAACCCUAGUAGUCUGCAAACCUCGAAGAGCUCCAUGGUUCCGAUUUUCGCGGACCCCACUGGAGGAGACCUGAGCGAUUGGACCUUGCCAUCGCCACGGGGAGCUGAUCAUGGGGGGUCAGAUCAAGCGGACCUGUUGUUCGAUUGGGCGCCACUGGCUUCGGACAAUGAUCCACCGCUGGAUCAGCUCCUUGAUGGCACGAUCUGGACGGAGUUAAACAAGCUGCUUCGGCCUCAUUUGCAAACUGAAUCCGGCCUAUCUGAGUCUACCAGUAGCCAUCCUACCUCCUUGAGUAGAUCCGAGAAUUGA